AUGGAAUGGCAGGCUGACAUAUGGAACCACCUUCAUCUUCUGAGGGAACCACUUCAGGAGAGCAUAAAGGCUUCCCCACAGGCAUGGUGGAUUGACAAGUCAUAUUUCUGUGGUAAUGCUGAAUUGAAAGGCUCCAUCAACCUGUCACCCAUGUGGUUUCAACAGGGUCAUGAGGUCUCAUGGCUGCUCAAAUCCAGGACAGCAAACACUUCUGCAAGGGAAUGGGUCAACCAAAUGUCCAACAUGAAUGCCCUGUUAUCUGCAAUCCUGCAUGUCAUUCAUCCACAAGUGUAUGCAGAUGGCAGGGAAGCUUUGAUCUGCCUUGGCAAACAGGUGGAACAGUGGGCAGAUUCAGAUAUGACCUCCAUACUGCCAAUAUGGAGCUCCACAUAUAGCAGCAUGUCCAUGAUGGUGAAUCAGGCAUCUUGUUAUCACAGGGAUAUCAAUGGACAGGAUCUGUGGUAUGACAUGCUUGUAACUGUGGGAGACUACCCACCCUUGGACUUCAUUCCAACAUUGGAUCUGUGGCUGUGCUACAACCCCAGGAUGAUCAUCACAUUUUCAGGCUCAGCAUUGGAACAUGGGGUGGGCACUGUAGACAGGGACAGAGCAUGCCUGGCAAACAGGUAA
This is a messenger RNA of Pisolithus orientalis, 630 nucleotides long. RefSeq lists its product as uncharacterized. NCBI's taxonomy places the organism in Eukaryota, Fungi, Basidiomycota, Agaricomycetes, Boletales, Pisolithaceae. The record is from RefSeq and is a predicted model, not a curated record. The coding region runs from base 1 to 630 and encodes 209 amino acids. The transcript is spliced from 2 exons.